Carcharodon carcharias (great white shark) is the source of this 739-nucleotide messenger RNA. RefSeq names its product signal sequence receptor, delta (gene ssr4). The transcript is spliced from 6 exons. The record is from RefSeq and is a predicted model, not a curated record. Gene Ontology annotation, cellular component: endoplasmic reticulum; endomembrane system; membrane. NCBI's taxonomy places the organism in Eukaryota, Metazoa, Chordata, Chondrichthyes, Lamniformes, Lamnidae. Bases 134 to 688 code for a protein of 184 amino acids.
CCCCACCCCCUUUCCCCGUUGCCGCAGCCGCUGCCGGCGGAUGUAGAACGCGCCUGCGCAGCCGGCGGUCCUCCCAGACUGGACCUCCCGCUAUCCCGUCGUGCCGUGCUUUCUUCCGGGGACAUUGGAGGUGAUGGCGGCUGCGGCGGUGAUGAUGAUGUGGAGAAGGCAGCAGCGGCAGCUGGUGGUGGCGGCCGCCUUCCUGGCGGCGGUGUCGGUCUGUCUGUCGGCCGCGGAUACAUGCACAGAACCGAUGAUUGCCCCCUCGUAUUACACUACCUCGGACGCCGUCAUCUCCUCGGAGACCGUCUUCAUUGUGGAAAUCUCCCUGACCUGUAAGAACGGAGCACAGAACGUGGCGCUGUACGCAGACGUCAACGGCAAACAGUUCCCAGUCACGCGAGGCCAGGACAUCGGCCGCUACCAGGUUUCCUGGAGUGCCGAGCACAAAGCUGCCAAGUCGGGGACCUACGAGGUGAAGUUUUUUGACGAGGAGUCUUACAGUGCCUUGAGGAAAGCCCAGAGAAGCAAUGAGAAUGUGUCGACCAUCAAGCCCCUCUUCACUGUCAGCGUUGAUCAUCGGGGAGCAUGGAGUGGACCUUGGGUCGCGACGGAAGUGGUUGCCGCGGCGAUGGGUUUGCUGGUCUACUAUCUGGCCUUCAGGGCGAAAAGUACCAUCCAGGCCUGAUGGACAGACCCAGGGAGGGGCCCAGAGCGGUGUGGGGUUGGGGGGUGGGGG